AUGGUGAAAUUCAAAGGCCGAAUUGGGUUCCGGCAAUAUAUGCCUAUGAAACCGGUCAAAAGAGGAUAUAAAAUCUGGAUACGGGCAGAUCAGUCGGGAUUCGUAUCGCAAUUUCAAGUCUAUACAGGAACAUCUGAUGGAGUUCAAGAGAGCUUAGGCUCAAGAGUGGUGAAAGAUUUGACCCGUCCACUUGUGGACAAGUACCAUAAGGUAUAUUUUGACAACUUCUUCACAACUAUCCCUUCGUUACGUGAUUUAUUGAACGAAAAUAUUUAUGCUUGUGGUACAAUCAGGAAAAAUCGAAAAGAAGAACCCAAAGACAUAACAAAUAAUAAAAAUAAAAUGCUUAGAGGUACUAGUCUCUGGAAGAUGAGUAAGGAAGGAAUAUUUUAUCUAAAGUGGAUGAAUAGUAAACCUGUAUUAUUUUCAAGUAAUUUUCAUGAUCCUGAUGAUGUCCAAACUGUUUCUAGAAAACAAAAAGAUGGUUCGUCUCAAAAUAUUGCAUGUCUUCAGCUCGUGCACGAUUAUAAUGUUCAUAUGGGGCACGUGGAUCAAUCUGAUAUGUUCCUGUCUUUAUACAAAGUGAAUAGGAAAUAA
Messenger RNA from Leptinotarsa decemlineata (Colorado potato beetle), 597 nucleotides. RefSeq names its product piggyBac transposable element-derived protein 4-like. The record is from RefSeq and is a predicted model, not a curated record. Lineage: Eukaryota; Metazoa; Arthropoda; Insecta; Coleoptera; Chrysomelidae.